AUGGCAGUAACUCAGACGCUUGUACAGCCGCCAGUCGCCGAGAAGGGCAGAACCAUCCUUGAACUCACAUCUGCAUACGGAUCGGUGUUCAGAUCGAUCAAGGACAGCCCACCACGCGAUGCAACCACCGAAGAGAUUCCCAUCAUUGACAUGUCCGACAUCUACAGUGAUGACAUUGCAGAUCGCAAGGCCGUCGCCGACAAAGUCCGAGAGGCAGCUACGACCAUUGGAUUCUUCUACGUGAAAAACCAUGGCAUCAAAGAGAGCACCAUCGCUUCUGCACUGGAAUCCUCCAAGCAGUUCUUCCAUCAACCUCAAGACAUCAAACAGCGUGUGAAUCAGGCCAACUCGAAGCACUUCAACGGAUGGAACGGCCCCGAUUCCCACAGGGCAAACCCGGUCGAGUCGGUCGAUUAUCGUGAAAGUUUCGGUAUGCGAUACGAUCCAAGAUACGACCCCCUUGUGGACAAUGUCGACGCAAUUCCACAGGACAUCCAGGACGGUUUCCGCGCCGAAGAGUACUGCUGGACCGAAACAUCAAAUCUUCCCCAAUUCAAGGAGAACGUGCUGAACUACUGGAGAGAGUGCCUUUUCCUCGCCCGGAGGCUGGUGCGCAUCUUUGCUCUGGCACUCGAGCUGCCCGAGGACUAUUUUGACAAGAUGACGUCGCACCCCGAUGCCGCCAUCGCGCUGAAUUACUAUCCGACAAUCCCAGAGAGCGCAUUGAAGAAGGGAGAAGAGGCAGUCAGCAUCGGCUCACACACAGAUCUACAAUUUUUCACCAUGUUGUGGCAAGACUUGAACGGAGGUUUGCAGGUCUUGAACCGUGAUGGCCAGUGGCUGAAUGCAAAGCCCAUUGAGGGAACCUUCGUGAUUAACAUUGGUGAUUACCUGAUGCGUAUUAGCAACGACCGUUUCAUCUCGACCGUGCAUCGUGCAAAGAACCUCAAGGCGACUGAAAGGUUCUCGAUGCCCUUCUUCUUCGGAUUCAACUUCAAUGAGACUUGUGGCGUGCUCCCAAGCUGCAUUGAUGAAGAGCAUCCUGCCAAGUAUGAGCCUAUAUCUUGCGCUGACUGGGUGCGCCGCAGGUUUGCGGCAACGAACAUUGAGGAGAAGAAAUGA
Molecule: messenger RNA, 1122 nt
Organism: Penicillium lagena
Lineage: Eukaryota; Fungi; Ascomycota; Eurotiomycetes; Eurotiales; Aspergillaceae
Product: isopenicillin N synthase family dioxygenase
Exons: 2
Coding region: 1-1122 (373 amino acids)
Source: RefSeq, a predicted model, not a curated record